Molecule: messenger RNA, 1498 nt
Organism: Glycine soja
Lineage: Eukaryota; Viridiplantae; Streptophyta; Magnoliopsida; Fabales; Fabaceae
Product: calcium-dependent protein kinase 11-like
Exons: 7
Coding region: 1-1449 (482 amino acids)
Biological process (GO): peptidyl-serine phosphorylation; protein autophosphorylation; intracellular signal transduction
Cellular component (GO): nucleus; cytoplasm
Molecular function (GO): calcium/calmodulin-dependent protein kinase activity; calcium-dependent protein serine/threonine kinase activity; calcium ion binding
Source: RefSeq, a predicted model, not a curated record
AUGUCUUCAAAGUGCAAAAAUGUGAUGCCGCACGAGACUCCGAACGUGAAGGAGCACUACGUGAUUGGGAACAAGGUACUAGGAAAAGGGCACGUGGCGACAACAUACGUGUGCACUCACAAGGAGACAAAGAAGAGGUAUGCAUGCAAAACGAUCCCAAAGGCGAAGCUGUUGAAGCAAGAGGACUACGACGAAGUGUGGAGGGAGAUUCAGGUGAUGCACCAUUUGUCGGAGCACCCCAACGUGGCCAGGGUGCAGGGAAGCUACGAGGACAAAUUCGCCGUGCACCUUGUCAUGGAGAUGUGCCGUGGCGGCGAGCUUUUCUAUAGGAUCACUCAGAAGGGUCAUUACAGCGAGAAAGAGGCUGCCAAGUUGAUGAAGACCAUUGUUGGAGUGGUCGAGGCUUGUCACUCUCUUGGGGUCAUCCAUAGGGAUCUCAAGCCUGAGAAUUUCUUGUUUGAUAGCCAUUCCGAAACUGCCACCAUCAAGGUCAUCGAUUUCGGAUUCUCUGUCUUCUACAAGCCAGGACAAACGUUUAGUGAUAUAGUAGGAACUUGCUACUACAUGGCUCCUGAGGUUUUACGCAAGCAAACUGGACCAGAAGUGGACGUAUGGAGUGCUGGUGUUAUCCUAUACAUCUUACUGAGAGGGCACCCACCUUUCUGGGCAAAAUCCGAAUCAGCAAUUUUCCAAGAGAUUUUACAUGGAGAGAUUGAUUUUGUUUCUGAUCCGUGGCCAAGUAUAUCAGAAAGUGCUAAGGAUUUGAUAAAAAAAAUGUUGGAUAAGGACCCUGAGAAAAGAAUCUCUGCUCAUGAAGUCUUAUGUCACCCUUGGAUUGUUGAUGAUAGUGUUGCCCCUGACAAACCUCUGGACCCUGCUGUUUUGACACGCCUAAAGCAUUUCUCAACAAUGAAUAAACUUCAGAAGAUGGCAUUACGUAUCAUAGCAGAAAGACUUUCAGAGGAAGAAAUAGGCGGAUUAAAAGAGUUAUUUAAAAUGAUUGAUGAAGACAAUAGUGGGACAAUCACUUUUGAGGAACUCAAGGAUAGUUUGAAAAGUGUGGGCUGUGAUCUCAUGGAAUCUGAAAUUAAAUCCCUUAUGGAAGCGGCUGAUAUAGACAACAAUGGAACAAUAGACUAUGGUGAAUUUCUCGCUGCUACACUGCACUUGAAUAAGAUGGAACGAGAAGAGAAUUUGGUUGCUGCUUUUGCCUAUUUUGAUAAAGAUGGUAGUGGCUACAUCACCAUUGAAGAGAUUCAACAGGCUUGUAAAGACUUUGGCCUUGGUAAUAUGCACCUGGAUGAGAUAAUCAAUGAGAUUGAUCAAGACAACGAUGGGAGAAUUAAUUAUUCAGAGUUUGCAGCAAUGAUGAGAAAGGGUGGUCCAGAUGUUGGUAGGAGCAGAAAAGGCAAUUAUACAGCUUCAAUAUUGGAUGUGCUUGUGGAGUGAAAGACUCAUCUUUAAUUUAUAUGCUAACUAGCACAACACUGUGUGUUCG